AUGGAUACUAUAGAUAAAAUUUGGAUGGAUCUCCGAAGAUCCACCAAUGAGUAUGAUCGUGGAGUGAAGUAUUUUCUUGAUAAGGCAUUUGAACGAGCUUCUCAAGGAAAUGAAAUACUAUGCCCUUGUAAAAGGUGUUUUAAUCGGUAUUGGCAUACUCGAACGGUGGUGGAGAAUCACUUGUUUGGUUAUGGAUUUGUUAAUGGAUACACCAAAUGGGUUUUCCAUGGAGAAGGGUUUUCUUCAACAAAUAUGCCGCAUCCAACCAAUGAUGAUGAAACUUCCGACAUGCAUGACGAUAUCGAUGGACUACUUUAUGAUACUUUUAGGAAUGUAGAAGGUGAUCUGCUGCAUGAAGGAGUGAGAGAGAGACCAUCUAAAGAUGCAAAGAGAUUUUUCAAAUUAGUUAAGGAAGGGAAACAAGAGUUGUACCCAGGGUGUAAGAAUUUUUCUAAGGUGAGUUUCACCAUUCGGUUGUACUUGUUUAAAUGCAUUCACGGGUUGAGUAAUGUAGCCUUUUCAGACUUGUUAGACUUGAUAAAAGAGGCAUUUCCAUUUGCUCAGCUACCCGAGUCUUUCAACAAGGCAAAAAAGGUGAUAAAAGAUUUGGGUCUUGGUUAUGAGAAAAUUCAUACAUGCCCUAACGAUUGCAUGCUAUUUUGGAAUGACAAUGCGAAGAUAGAUAAUUGCUAUGUGUGUGGUUCUUCUAGAUGGAAGAAUGUUCAUGAUGAUUUAACUAAUAAGAACACUAAAAUCCCAGCAAAGGUUUUAAGGUACUUCCCUUUAAAGCCUAGGCUUCAGAGGAUAUUUAUGUGUUCUGAAACAUCUGUAGCCAUGAGAUGGCAUGCUACUGAACGACCCAAAGAUGGGAAUUUAAGACAUCCUUCUGAUGGGGAAGCUUGGAAGGAUUUUGAUUCAUUCCACCUGGAUUUCUCUAAAGAUCCUCGUAAUGUUCGAUUGGGUCUUUCAAGUGAUGGUUUCAAUCCAUUCCGAACCAUGAGCAUUUCCCAUAGUACAUGGCCAGUUAUGUUAAUGAACUAUAAGUUGCCACCAUGGAUUUGCAUGAAGCCGGAGUAUAUAAUGUUGUCAAUGAUCAUUCCAGGUCCAUCGUCUCCUGGAAACGAUAUAGAUAUGUUCCUACAAUCACUAAUUGCAGAGUUGAAGGAACUAUGGGAAAUGGGAGUGGAAACAUAUGAUGCUGAAACUAACCAAACAUUUCUAAUGCGUGCAGCUUUAUUGUGGACAGUUAGUGAUUUUCCAGCACUAGCAAUGCUUUCCGGAUGGAGCACCAAGGGGAAAUGGGCAUGCCCCACCUGUAAUUAUGAUACUUGCUCUCAAUAUCUCAAACAUAGUCAUAAGAUGUGUUACUUGGGUCAUCAAGCAUUUUUACCUCCUGAUCAUCCAUUUCGAAGAGAUAAGAAAUCAUUUGAUGGUAAAGAGGAGCAUAAAGCUGCACCUACUCCAUUAUCUAGAAGUGCUUGA
Lycium barbarum (goji berry) is the source of this 1482-nucleotide messenger RNA. RefSeq lists its product as uncharacterized. The coding region runs from base 1 to 1482 and encodes 493 amino acids. The transcript has a single exon. The record is from RefSeq and is a predicted model, not a curated record. NCBI's taxonomy places the organism in Eukaryota, Viridiplantae, Streptophyta, Magnoliopsida, Solanales, Solanaceae.